GGUUUAUGCAAGCAACAGUAGCUAUUAAUAAAAAAUAUUCUGAAAUCUGAAAUAAUAUAAUGCUGCCAUCAAAAGUCGGAGGAAACUGCUGUGCAAUACGUCAAAUAAUGAGAGCGACACAAAGCGAAAGUCGCAAAUGCAAAUAAGGCAAAAAUAAAAACACGAAAAUACAAAAUAAUAAAAAAAAACAUAAAGGCUGCUGAUGAAAUGAGUGUGUGCGCAAAAUAAUUAAACCAAAGAUUCCUACUCUCAAGUGCUUUUGGCCGAGUUCAGUGAUUUUAAAUUAAAUCAACACAUACAUACAACACACACACACUCACAUAUAUAUUAUAUAUAGCAUACGCUUGAGGAAGAAGAAUCCACGCAUUGCGACACAUUGGGAAGCACUGCUUCAAUGGAUGACGAACUAGAAGACAAAAUCUUUUAUCAGACCUACGUAUCGCAUAUGAAAAUACUGUCAAAAUUUGCGGUGGGCUUCUCGUCCAUCAAUUCGCCGUUGGCCUAUUUAUGGAAAUUAUGUCGCCUCUACGUGCUGCGUCCAGAAGUUAUACUCUGUGGCAUUAUACUCUUUGUUUUGUUGAUCUAUUUGCAAGCGGUUGAUGUUUGGAGUCGCAGCAUACUUGGACGCAUACAAGCGACGCUGGGACGCCAACAUGCUGCCACGCGCGUCAUGGAGAUGUCUGGCGCGGCAGGAGAUCAUCAGAGCUGGGAGGAGGUGCGCCAGCAGAGCGCCGCCUAUGCAGUGCUCGGACGCAGGCCGCACAUGGAGGACAGAUACAUUAUUGAGGAGAACAUUAACAACAAUACGGACGUUGCGUUCUUUGCCGUAUUCGAUGGACAUGGCGGCGAGUUUGCUGCCGACUUUGCACGCGAUGUGCUGGUCAAGAAUAUUUACAAUAAAAUCAUCGAAGUGCACAAGCUACUGCAACGGGGCGGCGGCGCCAGCGCUGGCGACUAUGACAAGAGUCCCUAUUUGGUGCGCAAGCAAAGCCGCAAGGAUAACGCCAACAAGGAGAACAACGAACCUGUGGCACGACGCGACAGUCUGCGCAAGGCGCAGAGCACUACGACAGACUGCAGCGUCAUUAAGCAAAAGACAACGGAGGCGCAGAUAACGGACUUCUAUACGGCACAACUAAACAGCGCCAUGCGUGCCAGUGGUGGCAGCAAUGCAGCCAAGGAAUCCUUUCUGAACAACAAUAAUGCACAGAGCGCAAACAAUGCGCCGCCGCCAAGCUACGAAGCGAAGUGCUAUAUCGAACAGGGACGCAUUAACUUUGGCAAGCUCAUAACGGAUGAGAUUCUGUCGGCGGAUCACAAGCUAGUGGAGCAGGCCAAGCAGACGACCAACAUAGCUGGCACUACGGCUCUCAUUGCCAUUAUGCAGGGCAGCACGCUUAUUGUGGCCAAUGUGGGUGACUCGCGUGGCGUUAUGUUCGAUGCACGUGGCAUUGCUAUACCCUUGUCCUUUGACCAUAAGCCGCAACAGGUGCGUGAACGCAAGCGCAUACAUGAUGCCGGCGGAUUCAUUGCGUUCCGUGGCGUUUGGCGCGUCGCUGGCGUCUUGGCAACGUCACGUGCGCUGGGUGAUUAUCCGCUUAAGGACAAGAAUCUAGUCAUUGCCACGCCGGACAUACUGACCUUUGAGCUAAAUGAUCACAAACCACGCUUUCUCAUACUCGCCUCGGAUGGACUCUGGGACACGUUUAGCAAUGAGGAGGCCUGCAGCUUUGUGCAGGAGCAUCUGAAGGAGUCGGACUUUGGCGCCAAGUCGCUGUCCAUGGAAUCGUAUAAGCGCGGCUCUGUCGACAACAUUACCGUCUUGGUUAUUGUUUUUAGGAAUGAUAUUUAUCGCAUUGGCAGUAGCGGCGGCGGCGGCAGCUUGAGUGGCAAACUAGUAGACACACCACCGCUGGCCAAGUCAGCAUCUGGCGUUGCUGUAGCACGCUCCAAUUCAAUCAAGACCAAGUGACAGCAGUAAACUGCUCCUUUAGCCAGUUUUCUUUGCCUGCUGCAGCUAGCAACAAAUAACAUAAACUAAAGUGCCCAAAUAUGUACAGUCGUGGCAUAAAUAAUUGUCACGCCACUGUGCUCUCUAGCUAAGCCCAUGCGAUCAAAUGUUUGUCCUAUCGCAAAUUAUGUACGAAUUUUACACACACACCCACACACACAUGUUGAGUCUGUUGUGUGUGGGCUUUUUAGUUGUUGUUUUAAACAAAUUGUUCUUCAUGCUCACAUUGCGUUAUCUCCGCACACCAUUCAUCGAUAUUUAUUUAAAUUAUUUUUGUUAUACCAUUUUAUUUAUAAAACGAACUUUUUUCUAUCUUAUAAACGUGUUUACAAAUAAAAACUUUCAAAAAUACUCGAAAUCAGCCGUGUGUAUUCAUUUCUAAGGGGCAAGCCCGCUAUCUACACCAGUGGCAAUAAUAAAAAAGUUAUGUUCUAUGUAAAUAAAUUAAACUUGUUAAAUUUUCAUAAGCGUCGCUUAAAAUUUAUUUUUGUUUUGGUUUAAACAAAUCAAUGGGCGACCAAUCUAGGCUACGUCAUAUA
Drosophila busckii is the source of this 2550-nucleotide messenger RNA. RefSeq names its product protein phosphatase 1L. Gene Ontology annotation, cellular component: cytosol; nucleus. Lineage: Eukaryota; Metazoa; Arthropoda; Insecta; Diptera; Drosophilidae. Gene Ontology annotation, molecular function: protein serine/threonine phosphatase activity; cation binding. The coding region runs from base 395 to 1972 and encodes 525 amino acids. The transcript is spliced from 5 exons. Gene Ontology annotation, biological process: protein dephosphorylation; positive regulation of canonical NF-kappaB signal transduction; negative regulation of canonical NF-kappaB signal transduction. The record is from RefSeq and is a predicted model, not a curated record.